Rhinocladiella mackenziei CBS 650.93 is the source of this 684-nucleotide messenger RNA. RefSeq lists its product as uncharacterized. The record is from RefSeq and is a predicted model, not a curated record. Lineage: Eukaryota; Fungi; Ascomycota; Eurotiomycetes; Chaetothyriales; Herpotrichiellaceae. The coding region runs from base 1 to 684 and encodes 227 amino acids. The transcript has 2 exons.
AUGCUUCAAGGCCGACUUAACGACGCCGCCGUCGCCCUCCACCGAAUUCUGGCCCCAGCUAAUAUUCGGUUCGGUAUAUUCGGUGGCUAUGCCAUUGGCGUGUUAGGCGGUCCCCGGGAGAGCAAAGAUAUUGACUGUCUCGCCUCCGUCUCCAAGCAGCAGAUUGUCGCUCUCCUGGAUGGGAAGGGUGGGUUCGCUGCAAUUCCUCAGGGUCGGCAGGACUAUGUCGCAUUUCUGUGGUCCGAUAGACCCGAUCGAGGCAACGCGGUGCUUGUGGAGAUCUUCUGUGAGCGGUUUGCAGGCGCUCAGUACAAUAUGAGCGGCAUACAAGCCACCGUCCGUACAGUCAGCGGGCAAAGCUUCGGCAACGGCCCUUCCAGCUUCCUCGAUCCAUUUCUCCUCUUUAAAGGCAAACUUCGUGCCGCAGCAACUCGGUCAAAAUUCCACGAUUCCGCCGAUCUCCGAUGGUUAGCUGAUCGAUAUAGCGCCGCUAUUCAGGCACGACGGGAUGAGUUAAACCCGCAGUACAUUGGCCUUGCGAUGAAGAGGUACCCCGAACUUGAGCUUCUGUUUGGUCGGUUAGGGGUUAAUAUUGCGGGGGCUAAGCAUUCUGUGCGUGAUCUAAGCCCUUCGAGACUUCCAGCGCCGGCACCUGGGGACGUUCAGAGGGGAUUGCUGGGAUAG